Messenger RNA from Sordaria macrospora k-hell, 2070 nucleotides. Its product is annotated as CBS/PB1 domain-containing protein. The record is from RefSeq and is a predicted model, not a curated record. Gene Ontology annotation, molecular function: protein binding. NCBI's taxonomy places the organism in Eukaryota, Fungi, Ascomycota, Sordariomycetes, Sordariales, Sordariaceae.
AUGUCGACCAAUCCAGGUUCCACCAUGCGCGGCCCCAGCCGUGCUGGUGGCAGCAGCGCCCAGCAACAGAAUCGCAGCUCGACGCCCUACGGCCAGAACCACGCCGGCUCGGCCAUCCCCCGCCCCGUCCUCGAAGCCAACCAUGCCGCCCCCGGGAGUGAGGUCGGCUCUGCCUCCGUCAGCGUGAGCAGGCAAAAACAGUCCAAAAGAGAUGAGGCCAUCCGCCGCAAGAUGGAGAGCGAUCUCUCCAAGAAAAAGCACCUUACCAGCCGAGCCCGUCAUACCCGCAAAGCCCCUCCCGGAACCGUCCUCGCCCUCAAGCCGAGUCCCGCCCUCCAGAUCAAGGCCGCGACCACCGUUUCCGAAGCCGCCCAGUUGAUGGCCGCCAAGCGUGAAGACUGUGUUCUUGUCACCGAUGACGAUGAGAGAAUUGCUGGUAUCUUCACGGCCAAGGACUUGGCCUUCCGCGUCGUCGGUGCCGGACUCAAGUCCAACACCGUCACCAUCGCCGAGAUCAUGACCAAGAACCCGCUGUGCGCUAGGACCGACACCAGCGCCACCGACGCCCUUGAUCUCAUGGUGCGCAAGGGCUUCCGCCAUUUGCCCGUCAUGGACGAGAACCAGGACAUCUCGGGCAUUCUCGACAUCACAAAAUGCUUCUACGACGCCAUGGAGAAGCUGGAGCGCGCCUAUGCCUCGUCCAGGCGGUUGUACGAUGCGCUCGAGGGUGUUCAGUCGGAGCUCGGCACCAGCCAGCCCCAGCAGAUUAUCCAGUACGUCGAGGCCCUGCGAUCCAAGAUGUCGGGCCCGACCCUGGAGUCUGUCUUGAACGGCAUUCCGCCGACCACGGUCAGCGUCCGGACCUCGGUUAAGGAGGCGGCCCAGUUGAUGAAGGAGAACCACACCACGGCGGUCUUGGUGCAGGAUCAGGGAGCGAUUACGGGUAUCUUCACCAGCAAGGACGUCGUCCUCCGUGUGAUUGCCCCUGGCCUUGACCCUGCCACCUGCAGCGUGGUCCGCGUCAUGACCCCCCAUCCCGACUUUGCGCCCAUGGAGAUGACCAUCCAGGCUGCGCUGAGGAAGAUGCACGAUGGCCACUACCUCAACCUGCCGGUGAUGAACGAUGCUGGCGAGAUUGUCGGCAUGGUUGACGUCCUCAAGCUCACUUAUGCCACCCUCGAACAGAUUAACACGAUGGGCAGCGGUAGCGACAACGAGGGGCCUGCCUGGAACAAGUUCUGGCUUUCGCUGGACCACGAAACCGAGUCCAUGGUAUCGGGCGACGGCUCGCACCACCACACCCACCAUGGGCCUAGAUCGCUCAUGUCGCCCGACAUCGCUCGCAGCGAGCGCAUUGUCGACAGCGUGGCGCCUGGUGACUCUGCGAGCCAUGCCGGCAUCGAGUCGCCUUCCCACAGUCAGCUGGGUGGUAUCCAGGAAGUCAACCCCGCUGACAUUCCCUUCCCCUUCAAGUUCAAGGCUCCCAGCGGCCGCGUCCACCGUCUGCAGGUGACAGCCUCCCACGGCAUGGCUGAGUUUGUCGCUGCUGUCGCUGCCAAGCUCGGUGCUGAGGUGGAGGCGAUUGGCGGUACCCCUGAGGUCGAGAACGGCAGGCUUUCCGGCGGAUUUGCGCUCAGCUACCUCGACGACGAGGGCGAUUCGGUCUCCAUCACGACGGAUCAGGAUCUCCUCGAAGCCAUUCUGCUUGCGCGUCACGGCCUUCGUGAGAAGGUCGACCUGUUCGUGCACGAUCCCUCGGAACCUGCCAUUUCCCACGCGCCUACGCCUGCGCCGAUUAUUGAGACGAUCCCUGCCACACCCCCUGCUUCGUCGGUGGUUCGUGAGCGGAGAACAAAGAAGGUUGAGCAGGAGGAAUCCGAGGAGGUUAGUGAAGAGGAGGAGCCCGUCCGUCGUCGUCCCACGCGCACGCGCACAAUGUCUCAGCCACAAGAGCCGGCCCAGGUCAUUGCUGGUGUCCCCAACGAGCUCCUUCUUCCGGGUGCUAUUGUCACCCUGGCCGUUGUUAUCGUUAGUGUGUUUACCAUUUCGAGGUUGACCAGCAGCCGUUGA